AUGGUAAAAGAUGAUAGUUUAAUAGAAAAAGGUGUUUUUCUUUAUCCUAUUCAAAUCAGUUGGCAAACUGUUUUUGAACAAAAUAAUAGACGAUUCUAUAUGCAUAUUAUCGAAGGAAAUGAACUUAAUGAAAUGGAACUGGGAUAUAGAAGAAUCGGAAGUAAUAUAGAUAUGAUGGGAGCUGGUAUUGAAUAUAUGUCUUCUUUUUUUGGUGAAUUCAAAAAAAAACGUGCAUUAUUUGUACAAACAAUUGAAAAAGAUAAUUGUAAAGUUUCAAUAUACUCAUUAGAAUAUGAGACAAUUUUUAUUUUGGGAAAAACACCUGAUGAUGUUUGGAAAAAUAUUGGCUUGUAUAAAAAAUUUUGUGGAACACAAUUAUUUGGGCUCGAACAUUCAUUAACACAAAAAAUUAUAAGUGAUCAAAAUAUACUAAAUUGUACUCCAAGUGCAUGGAAUAAUGAAAUUUUAAUGAAUAAUUUCCUAAUUAUUGAAUUGCAAGAAAAGUUACGACAAUUAUAUCUAUCUCAAUAUGAAUUUAGUGAACAUGAAAUAUGUGCUUGGAAAACUAUGCAAAAGCAUGUGGAUUAUGAAUUUUGGUCACAUAGUUCUAUUUCUGAUAUAGAUCAAAAUACCUUACAACUUUUGUAUGAUAGUGGAUUUCUUCGUACUAUACCAAAUUAUAUAAUUGAUAUUAGUUCUAAAUUUUGGAAAUGUUUUCAAAAAUCUCUAAAUGAAAAUAAAAAUGGAAUAGAUGGAAAAAUUCAAAUCCUUUCAAUAAUUGUUUCUUCUAAAACAAUUGCUAAAGCUCGAGCUUAUUGUAAUAUUAAUGGUCCAGGGUGUUUAAUGUAUAACAAACCUACAAUUACAAGAGUUCGUAUUAGUGAAGAAAUAAACAAAUAUGGAUUACCGUUGAAAUAUCUCAAAGAUCAAAAAGAAACAUUAUGGCAAAAAUAUUUUGAAUUAUAUCCAAAUGGAAUAAAAAGAACUAUAUUUUUAACACGGUUAAGAGAUGGACCCUAUUGUUAUAAAAAUGAUCUAGGCGGCUUGUGUCUUACAUGUGCUGAAUAUAGUUAUAAUAUAUUUGAUGACUUGAAAGAGCUAAUUAAUAAAAGAAUUAUAUAUAAAAAUGAACAAAUUGCAUAUGCUAUCAAACAUUAUGUUCAGUUAGGCUAUAAUAUAAAUGAGAGAGAAAAUAUAGUAGAGGCAAUUAAGAAUAUUAAAGGCACAAGUGUUGCUAAUAUUCAACCAAAUAGAAAUUACAAGGGUAUCAAAAAACCCAAGCUCAGUGGAAUAUCAAAUUGGUUUGAGUUUAAGUGGCCCAUAGAAGAAGAACUUAUAGGUUUUAUUUGUGCACGAGCUUUACCUCACUUUGGUACUUGGAACAAUUUUUCACCUGCUGUUAUUAAUAAAUCAAGAGAUGAGAUCGAACAACUCUGCCCAGAUCCAACUAGAUUGUUGAUAUCAGAGAUCAAAAAAGAACUUGACCAAAGGAGUUUGGAAUAUGAUGCUAAAGAAAAUAGAGGAAACUUGAUUAAUCUGUUAAAGGCGAAUAUUCAACAAGAAACAUCAACUAUGAUAAAAGAGAUGAAUGAUACACACGAAUUAUAUAUAGUGGUUGAUGAUGAGGCUUUGAAAGAAAAUCAAAUAUAUAGAAAAAAAGGAGGAGGCAAAUGUAUGACAGAAACUGUAAAAGAAAUAUUAAAAAGCUUUUUUCAUGCUGGUGAUGAAGAUAAAAACAUACUUCAAGAUCUGCAACAAAGAGAGCAAAUGGGAGAGUUAGAGACCGAAGAAAUUCCACAGCUUAAAAUGAUUGAGAACUGGAUUAGCAGGUAUUCAUCAUUACAUAAAAAGAAGGUGGCAAAAAAAGCCAAAGCAACAGCUUCAAGUCAGCAAAGUGCCAAAUAA
Messenger RNA from Scutellospora calospora, 1905 nucleotides. NCBI's taxonomy places the organism in Eukaryota, Fungi, Glomeromycota, Glomeromycetes, Diversisporales, Gigasporaceae. The record is from the annotation of a GenBank genome assembly.